Messenger RNA from Chionomys nivalis (European snow vole), 1264 nucleotides. RefSeq names its product protein mono-ADP-ribosyltransferase PARP11-like. The coding region runs from base 269 to 1264 and encodes 331 amino acids. The record is from RefSeq and is a predicted model, not a curated record. The transcript has 9 exons. NCBI's taxonomy places the organism in Eukaryota, Metazoa, Chordata, Mammalia, Rodentia, Cricetidae. Gene Ontology annotation, molecular function: NAD+ poly-ADP-ribosyltransferase activity.
GAGGAAGGCUUCCUUAAAAGGUGCCUUUCGGUCCCUUCGCUCCCGGGGACCCUCGGAAAACGCCCACCAUACUGACCCCGCGGCUAACCCCUCCCUCAAGCUCUCUCUGCUUGAUUUCGCACCGUUAUGUGGGAAGCGAAUCCGUGAAAUGGCCAACCAGUGUGAGGAGUGCUGGGAGAGGAGAGUGAAUGUCUGGACUAGUUAACGGCACAGCUGAGUUUACAUUUUAAGUCAUCAUCUUUAUUAUCCACUUAAGGCACAGAAGAAGAUGUUUCACAAGACAGAGGAACUCUUUCCCAAGAAGAUGGAGAGUGACGUGGAUGACAUGGACACCUCGGACACACAGUGGGGCUGGUUCUACCUGGUGGAAUGUGGGAAGUGGCACAUGUUUCAGCUGGAUACCAACAUUCAGUGUUCAGUUAGCAGUGAAGAUAUCGAAAAAAGCUUCAAAACAAACCCUUGUGGCUCCAUUUCCUUUACUACUUCCAAAUUCAGCUACAAGAUAGACUUUUCAGAAAUGAAGCAGAUGAACCUUGUCACUGGAAAACAACACCUAGUAAAAAGGGCUCCUUUCUCCAUCAGUGCCUUCAGUUACAUCUGUGAAAAUGAGGCCAUCCCCAUGCCAACACACUGGGAGAACGUGAAUACAGAAGUUCCCUAUCAGCUGGUCUCCCUGCAGAACCAAACGCACGAAUAUAACGAAGUUGCCAGUCACUUUGGUAAAACAAUGGAUCGGAAACGAAUUAAAAGGAUUCAAAGGAUUCAAAACUUAGACUUAUGGGAGUUCUUUUGCAGGAAGAAGGCUCAGCUCAAGAAGAAGAAAGGAGUCCCCCAGAUCAAUGAGCAAAUGCUGUUCCAUGGCACCAGCAGUGAGUUUGUGGAAGCGAUUUGCAUUCACAACUUUGACUGGAGAAUCAAUGGUGUACACGGUGCUGUCUUUGGAAAAGGAACCUAUUUUGCUAGAGAUGCCGCAUACUCCAGUCGCUUCUGCAAAGAUGACAUCAAGCAUGGUAACACGUUCCAGAUUCAUGGGGUCAGCGUGCAGCAGCGACAUCUGUUCAGAACCUAUAAAUCCAUGUUCCUUGCUCGAGUACUAAUUGGGGAUUACAUAAACGGAGACUCCAAAUACAUGCGACCUCCUUCCAAAGACGGGAGCUAUGUCAAUCUGUAUGACAGCUGUGUGGAUGACACCUGGAACCCAAAGAUCUUUGUGGUGUUUGAUGCCAACCAGAUCUACCCCGAGUACUUGAUAGACUUUCACUGA